AUGGCUGUGGAUUACCUGACGGGCGCGAUCAUCAUGACUCCCAGCAGCAGCAGCAAGCACACUGGGGCCACUGGGGCCAUUGGGGCCACUCCCACUCCCACCCUUGCUGCCAGUAUCACGAACAACAACACCACCAGCAGCACUGGCGCCAGCAGCGUGGUAAGGACGCCAAUGCAGCAUCUGGCUGCUGCCGCCGCCGGGGGAAGCGGGGCUGCAAGCACAGCUGGGUGCAGCGGUGGUGGCACGGGUCACAGUGGCACCUUCAUGGCUCGUGGUAACACCACCACGGCGAAUUCGGGGGAGAAUGCGGCACCACUGGCGCUGCGUCAAGUGGGAUCCGCUCAGCAGCUCUCAUCAUCUGCCGCCGCGUUUCCUGCGGCGAGCUGCGGCCGUCACGUGGCUGUGGCUGGGGCGAAUCCGGGUCCGAGAACCAGCGCGCCUGUGGCGCUGGCGGCGCUGUUCCCGCAGUGGGCGGCGGUGGAUGCGGAGCAGCUGAGGCGCGUGCCCCAAGACGUGAUGCCGGAGGAUGCGCACUGCUGGCUGAAAUACGGAGAGAAACGCCUCCUGAGGCGCGGCGUGCCCCAAGACGUGAUGCCAGAGCACGUGCACUGCUGGCUCAAGUUUGGCGAGAGAAGACUCGUCAAAUUUGCUUGCCACAGGUCGUACUUCCGCUGUGCGCGCUCCACGUGCCUUCCUCUGCCUGCUCACAUCCUGCGGCCAGGGGGUGUGGAAGGAUGCUUGGAGGUGCACUGUGGUGCAGCCGUUGCCUCGGCAGCAGCAGCAGCAGCAGCAGCAGCAGCAGCAGCAGCAGCAGCAGCAGCAGCAGCAGCAGCAGCAGCAGCAGCAGCAGCAGCAGCAGCAGCAGCAGCAGCAGCAGCAGCAGCAGCAGCAGCAGCAGCAGCAGCAGCAGCAGCAGCAGCAGCAGCAGCAAGCGCAGCAGCAGCAACUGAGGCAACCGAAGAGGCAGCAGCAGCCUCUUAA
Molecule: messenger RNA, 981 nt
Organism: Closterium sp. Yama58-4
Lineage: Eukaryota; Viridiplantae; Streptophyta; Zygnematophyceae; Desmidiales; Closteriaceae
Source: the annotation of a GenBank genome assembly